Penicillium taxi is the source of this 216-nucleotide messenger RNA. RefSeq lists its product as uncharacterized. The record is from RefSeq and is a predicted model, not a curated record. Lineage: Eukaryota; Fungi; Ascomycota; Eurotiomycetes; Eurotiales; Aspergillaceae. The transcript has a single exon. The coding region runs from base 1 to 216 and encodes 71 amino acids.
AUGGCCAGGCUCACUUCGAGAUUGACUUCCUCUGUCUUUUUGGUAGUGCGUGCCAGUAGCAUUACCCCACACCGACCGAGAAAGGGCACCUACGUCACUGUUAUGGUUGACCUUGUCUGCCCUGUCUCCAACCCUGGUGAGGUCACUCUCAACAGCGCCAACCCACUGCAACAACCGAACAUCAUCUCAAUUACUUCAACAAUGAGCCUGAUCUAA